Molecule: messenger RNA, 2700 nt
Organism: Tympanuchus pallidicinctus (lesser prairie-chicken)
Lineage: Eukaryota; Metazoa; Chordata; Aves; Galliformes; Phasianidae
Gene: KCNE4
Product: potassium voltage-gated channel subfamily E regulatory subunit 4
Exons: 2
Coding region: 214-705 (163 amino acids)
Biological process (GO): regulation of heart rate by cardiac conduction; potassium ion export across plasma membrane; membrane repolarization during action potential
Cellular component (GO): membrane
Molecular function (GO): potassium channel regulator activity; voltage-gated potassium channel activity involved in ventricular cardiac muscle cell action potential repolarization; transmembrane transporter binding
Source: RefSeq, a predicted model, not a curated record
UCCUUCAAGUUCAUCUUUGACUCCAACACAAAACUAUUAUAAACUGUGCCUCUAAAACACGUGAUGAAACAUUUCUUGAGGGCUAUUUAUUCCAACUGCAGCAGAGGAAAGUUUUCAGAGCACCCGGCGUUUGGGAGAGGAAAGGUCUCUUGAGCUUUGCACAGGGAAGAAUUAUUUGCAUACCGACGCUUUAGCUGUGGUCGUACUGUUUCCAUGCUGAAGAUGGACCAUGCAAACAUCACCCAAGCCAUGCUGAACACUGAGUCCCACAGCACGGAGAAGAAUAACAGCAAUGAGUAUUUUUACAUCUUGAUCGUCAUGUCUUUCUAUGGGAUCUUCCUGAUAGGGAUCAUGCUUGGCUACAUGAAAUCAAAAAGGAAAGAGAAGACAUCCAAUUUGCUUCUGCUCUACAAAGAUGAGGAGAGAGAAUGGGGAGAAGCUGUGAAGCCUCUACCAACCAUAUCAGGGCUGAAGUCUGUCCAGAUCCCCAUGAUGCUGAACAUGUUGCAGGAGAGCAUGGUGCCCUCCCUAUCCUGUGCCAUCUGCUCAAUGGAAGGCAGCAGCGUCAGCUCAGAAUCCUCCUCCCCAGAUGUGCACUUCACCAUCCAGGAGGAGGUGCUGGAUGCUGAGCUGGGGGAAGUGUCAGAAAAACUCCUCAACGAGAGCAGCGAGGGCUCUGUGGAGAACAUCCACAAGAACUCCUAGCACCUGCCGGGCUCCCCUGGGUGCAGCCAGAGCACGAGCGGAGCUCCCACUGACGACUUGUGGUUCUACCUUCCUGCUUGCCUGUGAACUUUCCACCAGCAGCUGUGCCCUGGGGCCCACGAUAUUCCUGAGAACUGGCAGCACAAGGAAGCGGUGGUACCAAGCUCCAACACCUAACUUGCACAUAAUUGGGAUGCUUCAUUUUAUUUUUACUAUUAUAAUUUCUCACCAUAAGAGCUAAGAGCAAAGAGAAUAUAUAUAUAUAUAUAUAUAUAUAUAUUCUAAUGAGGUAACUAUUACUGGCAUGUCUCUGCAUGUUGCAGAUAGCACAAGAACCUGGCUGUUAAAGCUGAUGGGUGAUGCUCAUUCACACAAAGCUGUGAUAGUCUAGAAGUACUUCCACUGUGUUUUUCUUAUAACAAACUACAGCCAUCAGCAGAUUUGCUCAGUGAGACCUCAAAGGCCAAACCUUUGUGGAUGAUGGUGUUGGAGGGAGAUUGCAGUGUGGCUGGAGACUGACCUUAGGCACAGAGAGAAUGAAAGAUGGAAACAAGAAGCAAGGGAGGCUCUAUGUUUCCAGAAGGUUUGUACAGAUGGGUUCAGAUCCAUAUUGCUCCAUUUGUCUUUGCUGAAGUUGUACCUGUGCUGGCUGGGUCAGGUAUGCCAACUGCUGCUGCAAUCCAGCCUUUGGCUGAACUAACAGUAGGAAAAGUGGUCUUGAGUUUUGCUUUUGUAUUCUUCAAUGACAUGUAUAUUUGAUCACUAAAACCAAAGAUCCGUAAGUUAAAAAAGCACCUGAAAAAUCUCUGUUACAAGGUGCAAGAUCUAGGAAGGCUUGAACAAAUGCUGCUCUGUUACGCCCCUUGAAAAUGGGUGGAACUUAGAAUGAAUUCACCUAGCAAAGGUGAGAUCCUGGCCUCACUGAAGUCACCAGCAGAGCCCUACUGACUUCAGGUAACAGGCACAAGAAGUUGUGCUUCUCUGCUGGAGUCACAUUCUCCAUUUGAGGUCAGUAAAACUGUAUCCAUUUACAUCACUACAUAAUCCAGCUUUUCUGCUCUAUUUAAACCAGCGUAGAUAAACGUUGCAUUACGUCUUUAUUUUUUUUCCAGCUCGCAUGUAACACAUGCAUUAGGCAUUAGUAACUAGUUUUUAAAACCACCAUGAACAGCCCCCCUCUAAUUUAAUAGCACUGUGGUUUUUCAAAUGCUCAUGAACUUAGUUGCUAAAUCAUUGCACUGUUAAAAGGAGUAAUGUUGAUGUUGUGGCAAUGUAUGAUUAUUUCAAUCAUACCUUAUAUUUUAUAAUAACUUAUUACAAUGGUUAGAAUAGUUCUGAAGCAUGAGGGCUAGAGAGCCUGAGACUUCAGCGUUGCACAGCAAAAUGCUUGUAAAACAUCUCCACAUAUUUCCCGUGUUAAAAUAGCUCUGCGAUAUGUCCACUGGCAUUAGAGUUUGAGGGACAGCUUGAAAAAUAGGAGUGCAGAACAGCGGGAAGGAGCCGGGUUGGGGAGGCUGCUGUUGUCUGGAGCAGAGCAGCAUGCAGGGCUGGAGCGGAGGUGCUGCAGCCCAGAGGUGUCCCAGGCAGCAGAACAACGACUGCGUUGUGCUCCAAGGGGUCCUGCUCCAGUUCAGUCUGAAGGCAGCGGGAGUUUUUCCAUUGACUUCAGUGAACUUUGGAUCAGACCAUAUAAAGCUUUUUGGUAGAUUUACUCCAAAAGGGGUUGUUUUAAGUUUGAAAGAAGCCAAAUUCAGUUUGGCAUUUUGCCUGGAAUCACUUGAAUCCUGAAACUUUCCAAACGAGACUGACAUGCGUGAGUUGUCACAUUUUCCAUUGCUUCCUCCUUCGUCCUUCUACUUCAUUAUAAAUGUAUUUGUAUCUGUAAAAACCUGAUGUAUAUAAUUCCUGACGUUGAGUUGUAUAUAAUUGUCUCACGUAUUUAAAGUUUAUUGUUUCUACUGGCACUCAUUUUUAUUUAAAUAAAGAAACACAUUU